This is a messenger RNA of Neopsephotus bourkii (Bourke's parrot), 939 nucleotides long. RefSeq names its product serine protease 33-like. The transcript is spliced from 5 exons. The record is from RefSeq and is a predicted model, not a curated record. The coding region runs from base 1 to 939 and encodes 312 amino acids. Gene Ontology annotation, biological process: proteolysis. Lineage: Eukaryota; Metazoa; Chordata; Aves; Psittaciformes; Psittacidae. Gene Ontology annotation, molecular function: serine-type endopeptidase activity.
AUGGCGCCCCCCAGCGCCCCCCCCCUCCCGCUGCUGCUGCUGCUGCUGCUGCUGGCCCCACAGCGGAGCCACGGCUGCGACCGGACCCACGGCAGAGAGGACUCAGGCUGCGGCCGCCCUGUGGCGCCCCCUGGCGGCCCGGAGGUUCGCAACGUGGGGGGCGAGGACGCGGCGCCGGGGGCGUGGCCUUGGACGGGGGCGUUGCUUCGCCGGGGGGGUCACGUGUGCGGCGCCUCCCUCGUGACCCCCGAGUGGGUGCUGACGGCGGCGCAUUGCUUCCAGGAGAGCCGUGACCCCCGCCUCUACUCCGUCCUCCUGGGCUCCCAUUGGCUGCCGCCCCGGCCCGGCCCCUCCCAGGGGCUGCUGGUGCCCGUGGCCCAGGUGCUGCCGCACCCCCGGUACCGGGGGGAGGCCACGAGCGGGGACCUGGCUCUGGCGCGCUUGGCCCGGGCCGUGCCCCUGGGGCCCCGCCUGCUCCCCGUGUGCCUGCCCCCCCCCGGCGCCGCCUUCCCCCCCCCCGGGGCCCGCUGCGUGGCCACUGGCUGGGGGGAGGCGGGGGAAGGAGCUGCCCCCCGGCGCCUGCAGGAGCUGGAGGUGCCGGUGCUGGCGCUGAGCACGUGCAGGCGCCUCUACGGCUCGAUGGGCCGGUCCUUGCCGCUGGCUCCUCCGCGCCGCAUGGGUGACUCCGGGGGUCCCCUUUCCUGCCGUACCGGGGGGGGUCGCUGGGCCCUGGCGGGGGUCGUGAGUUGGGGGCAGGGCUGCGGCGUCCCCAACCGCCCCGGCGUCUACACCCGCGUCAGCGCUUACGUCACCUGGAUCCGCCCCCUCAUCGGACACGCCCCCUCCGCCGACGCGGCCAAUGGGAGCGCUCGCAGCGCGGGAGGGGCCGCUGGCGUCAUCGGCCUUAAAGGGGUAAUAGGGGCUAAAUGGGGCUAUUGA